Molecule: messenger RNA, 582 nt
Organism: Danaus chrysippus (African queen)
Lineage: Eukaryota; Metazoa; Arthropoda; Insecta; Lepidoptera; Nymphalidae
Source: the annotation of a GenBank genome assembly
AUGGCUUCAAAAUUACAAGAGUACAGAGAUACGUUGGAGCGUAACUUAAUGGACAAGAGCAAACCGUGGACAAAAUUCUUCGAGAAAGCGGAAUCAAAGACGGGAGUUAACAGAGUCUAUCUGUUCGUCGGUUUGGUGGCAUUCACCGGUUUAUAUUUAGUGUUUGGUUUCGGCGCUGAGUUGAUAUGUAACUCGAUUGGCUUUGUCUAUCCGGCGUAUAUGUCGAUGAAGGCCCUCGAGUCUCCUGUGAAAGAUGACGACACUAAAUGGCUGACCUACUGGGUAGUCUACGCUUGCUUCUCCGUUGUCGAAUAUUUCUCCGACUUCAUCGUUGGCUGGUUCCCACUUUACUGGCUCAUCAAGUGCAUCUUCAUCAUCUGGUGUUACUUGCCGACCGAUUACAAUGGUUCACUCAUCAUUUACAAUCGCAUCAUUCGCCCCUACUACCAGAAACACCAUACUCGCAUCGAUGACAUUGCCAGUUCAGAUGUCCUGAAAGACAUAGUUAAAGACGUGAACAAACAUAUGGAUAGGACGUUAAAGAAAUUUAGCAAAACACUGCCGAAUCUUCACAAAGACUAA